AUGUCCUUGCUGGUCAAGGACCCCCAGAGGUGUCACCGUGACAGGAAAGACCAAGUGGAUGAAGAAUAUCUAUUGACCACAUUUCAACAGUUCCAUAAAAUAGUUUUUGGUAGUCUGAAGUUGAGGAAUCUUAAUGAAAUGAUGACGCUACAAAUGAAAAUAGUUGGAGACCCACUCCAACAAUGGACUGAGAAAAAUAACAACUUUCUAAAAAAUAAUCUGUUCAGCAGAAUAUACAAAGCAGGAGAAACGAUGGAGCUGGAUGCUGAGAUGGAUGGGGUUCAACUAAACCAACAAAAUUGGCAAAAGUCAAAUGAUGCUAAACCUCAGGAUCCAAAGCCUCUACUGCUUCCAUUUUCUUCACUCUUAUCAGAGGAUGACCAUCUCUUGUAUACUCGGCACCUCAGUCACUUAUGCCAUGAAUUCGUAGGGGAUUACUGCCAACAGCUCGGCUUCCUUGCCAUUGGUUCUCACAAACAACAGCUGGGGCCUCCUGAGCACACUAUGCUGGAAACGCUCAUGCACACUGAGGACCCUUCACUGGCCUUAAACUUCAGUUCUCCCCUCCGGCAUGGAACUGGAACCAAGAACUCAGUCCUCCUGAUUGAAGAAAAUAUCUUCCUCAAGCUGAAUUGUUGGAAGGUGAGGAUAUUCCUUGAAAUUAAACACCUUGAAACAACUCACAAAAAAGGAAUGGAGAAAAUGGACAAAAUUGUGAAAAAAAUAAGUACAAUGGAAGAAACACUAAAAAGCUGCCAAUUUGUGGAUGUGGACUCCUUGAGCCCUCUGUCACAUCUGAAGAUUGCCCUUGCUCCCAAGUGGAUGUCUGAGCCCAUAGGAGACCUUACCCUCUGGUUUCAAAGGGGCCUGAAGGGGAAGACAUUAGAAGUUGACAAUACAAAGCCGCUGUCUCCUGAAACAUCACAUUUAGAGACAAAUACUUCAUCUUCCUCUACAAAAUGGAAACAUAUACUAUGGAUCUUCAUGUUUCUUUGUGUCUUCACCAUCUUUGGACUUUUGUGUUACACAUUGUUUAUUGAUUCUACAUUUAUCUUUGAAACCAUGCUCCCUAGGAUUCUUGGGCACCGAAGAAUGUGGAAACUGAGAGAACUCAUUGUUCCCUUCUUUUAUUUGGAAGUUGAUGACUUGUUGCCAACUUGA
Messenger RNA from Trichosurus vulpecula (common brushtail), 1161 nucleotides. It is a transcript of the gene SMCO2, whose product is annotated as single-pass membrane protein with coiled-coil domains 2. The record is from RefSeq and is a predicted model, not a curated record. Bases 1 to 1161 code for a protein of 386 amino acids. NCBI's taxonomy places the organism in Eukaryota, Metazoa, Chordata, Mammalia, Diprotodontia, Phalangeridae. The transcript is spliced from 10 exons.